AAGACGCUCUUCUCUACCCUCUUCCAUGUUCUUACGCACGAACCCAGCGGAGAGGGAGGGAAAGGAGGGGGAAAAAGCCCCGAAAAUACGAGCUCCCGUGACUACCCACCUCCCAGUCCCACCUCUCUCUUUCAUAAACCCUUCGCUCUUCGGUUAUUUCCGAUCACUCUGUAAACCUUUUCUUCCCAUCCCACCCCUAUUUUUCUCUAUAUAUAUUUAUUAAACUUCAAACCCUUAAGAGAGAAAACUAUGGAGAGGCCGGCUAACACCAGACCCGCCACCGCUGCGGCGGGGCCGCCCACCACCUACGUUCAGGCCGAUGCCAACACCUUCCGCGACCUGGUCCAGCGCCUCACCGGCGCCACCGCCGCCGGAGACCUCCCCGCAACCUCCCCGGCGCGGACUUCGCCGACCGCCGUCGCUCCCCGACGGCAGCCCUUCAAGCUGCAGGAGCGCCGCGGCCCGAGCAUCCGCAAGCUCGAGAUCCAGCUCGGCCUCACCUCUGUUCGCUCUCCCCGUUCCCCCCCGCCCCAGCUCCACCAUCACCACAUCCACCAUCCCUCCUCCGCCUCCUCCUCUCCCGCCGCUGGCUCCUUGAAGUCUCCAGUCCCGAGUCCUGUAACCCCCCUGGGGUCGGACCCGCUGUUCUCGCCCGCGUCGGAAGAGGAGCGGGCGAUCGCGGAGAAGGGGUUUUAUCUCCACCCCUCGCCGCGGGACGGCGGCCGGGGAUCGGACCCGCCGGAGCUCCUCCCGCUCUUCCCGUUAUGCUCGUCGAGGCAGCAGCAGCGGAGCACCCAGGCAGACGAGGAGUAACAGAAAAUAAUUGCUUCACGAGGGGUAUGUUGGGAAUUUCGGAGCUAUAUUAUAUAUAUAUAUAUAUAUAUUUGUCUUCUUUUGGGAAUUUUGUAAGUGGAGAUGGCUUAAGAAAGCUUAGAGUCGUGGUUUUGGGAUUACUGGAUUUGAAAUUUUGUUCCCAUGGGAUAGAUUUUAUCGCCGGAAAUCUAGGUGCAGUUCGAAUCAAAACUUCUUCUCAUCUCCAUGUAGCUCUUGUUCCGGUUACUUAAUUAUAUUAAAAAUGGAUGAAGGAAAUAUGCGAGGAUGGAGGUUUGUACUCCAAGUGGAGUUUAGCGAAACACAAAAUCAAAGGGUUCUUUUUUUUUUUUUUGCUUCUCAUAAUGUAUUGAGAUGAAAGGUGACAUAUUUGUUAUGUGCUUGACUGUUGUUUCCCAAUAAUGUCUAAAGAUGUUACAUGUAAGGUAUUUGAUAAGAGAGAUUGGUAUCGGAGAGCAAAGGCUCUACUUGUUCCAGCUGGAUCUCAAAAGGCUAUCAUAUGUUAAUGGUAAAUCCUGUCGAGAUGCAGCGUUUCUGAACUUUUCAGGCGUCAUGACUUAAAAUAAAGAUAAGAUGAUGUUAAUUAACAAAUAAUUGAUGUUAAUUUACAUAUUUUUUAAA
This is a messenger RNA of Elaeis guineensis (African oil palm), 1452 nucleotides long. Its product is annotated as VQ motif-containing protein 31. The record is from RefSeq and is a predicted model, not a curated record. Lineage: Eukaryota; Viridiplantae; Streptophyta; Magnoliopsida; Arecales; Arecaceae.